Molecule: messenger RNA, 7106 nt
Organism: Caenorhabditis sp. 36 PRJEB53466
Lineage: Eukaryota; Metazoa; Nematoda; Chromadorea; Rhabditida; Rhabditidae
Source: the annotation of a GenBank genome assembly
AUGAAUGCGGCAGACGACGAGAACAACUCGACGUCCCCGUCGCUCCUCCUCCUCCUCACCGAGCUUCUUCUGAAUUCGUCGUCGUCGACGACGUCGAACACCAAGUGAGUCUUUCCAGAAGAAAUCAACGACGUGCGGCGUCGACGAAGACGUUAACCGAAUUUGAGCGUGUGUGUGUGUGUGUGUGUGCUCAUGGAGUGUCCAGCUCUGUUGUCUAACUUUUUCGCAUUUCCGCCCAGAUUCUUGCUGGACGCUGCUCGCGACUUUUGCAUUCCUUUUGUGUUCGCCGAUCUGUUGACUAGGAAAAUAUGAUAUAGCGACUGAAAACCCAAAAUUUCGAGAGCUCGCACAGAGCAAAAGCACAAUUGACUGUUCACAACAGUUUUAAAGAUUCUGUGCCCGAAAGUAUUAUAGGGGCACCGCACAGAAAUGGCGCUCUGUUGAGAAACUCUUUUUGCAGUGCAAAUUGAGCGGCCUCGGGGCCGAGUUUGAAAAGUUAGGCCACGUUUUCAGUGGAAAAUUACUUCGCGGCCUAGAAAUUCGGCCAGAUUGCGAACAGAGCGCCCUUUCUAUCCGGUGCCCAGGGGUGUGCGGAAAAUAUUUCGAUUUUCCGAAAUUUUCCGAUUUUCCGAGAAAUGUUCGGAAAAUUUUCGACGGAAAAUUUUCCGAAAAUGUUCGGCAAAAUUUUCGGAAAAUUAGUGUGGAUUCGAGGUCAAUUUGUCCGAAACCACCGUAUGCUUUUUAAAGGCGCAUCACAAAAUUUUUGGAAGGGUCUAGCAGCGAGCGUCUUUUUUCCGAAAAUUUCUCGGAAAAUCGGAAAAUUUCGGAAAAUCGAAAUAUUUUCCGCACACCCCUGAUUCUCACUGACAAUCGGAAAACACUGGACCCGGAGAGCUUCUCUCGGCUAAUUUUUUUACAAAAAAAUAUUCCAUUGCUUGGCUUCCGCCCACUCAAGUGAUUUCAAAUCAUAAUAAGCAUUUUUUUGUAUUAGAACGUUGUUUAAACACUUUAUUGAACCAAUGAACAAGUGAGUUUUCCGAUUUUUCCGAUUUUUCCGAAAUUUUCCGAAAAAAAAAAUUCGGAAAACCCGAUUUUCCGAAAUUUUCCGAAAAAAAUUUUCCGCACACCCCUGCCGGUGCCCCUAUAAUACCGCAUUUUCUCAGAUUUUCCCACUUCCCACUCGCCAGCUAAUACAUUUUAAACCUCUCUGCGCACACUGAUUAGACGCCUUCCUCUUUCGAGUUUUGCUCUUGAGUAAUGUGAACCUUCGUCUUCUUCUCUCUCCUGUAAAUCAUCGUCAAUUUCGUCCCAUCUCUUCUUUUUUCCAACUCAAGAUGGACGAGCAGAGGAAGAAGAAGAAGCAGAAGUAAUCUUUUCUUCUUCUUCUCACGCCGUCACGCGGCUUAACUCGUCUUCUUCAGGUUCAUCCGCCUCCCGAAGACGUGGGGAUUCCAUUAAAAGUGAAGGGCUAAGAGAUCACAUCUUGUUUUUUUUUUUGCGGGCGCCUCGAGAUAUCAACAAAUUACCGUAAAUUCGAUUUCGUUACCUUUUUUCCAUGUAUUGAAAGCUUUGAAAACGACACAAAUCGCUAGAGCAGAGAUCAGUUUUCAGAGGUGAAAGUUUCUAGAAUAUUCUAGUGGCGGGUCUGGAUGGAGUCAUCAAUGAGACACUUUGCAACCGGCCAAAACCUAGACGCCCAUUUCCUGCCCACACUCUUUUCAACUCUUUUCAAUAAGGUCAACGGGUCCCUGCCCUUUUUGUUGAAGCCGUCCGAAACGUGUGUUUUUUUUGCUACAAGAGGUGUCAAAAGUGAUAUUGUCCAGUUCACAAACCGAAUCAACCCUUUUCCUUUUUGUUGUGUGCACAGAAAAACGAACUUAUGGAUUGUUCGCAUACAAUUUUUUCGUUUUCCGAGGCAGUAGGAGGGAUCUUUAGACUCUCAAAUCGCUGCCAAUUAUCUAUAGUCUUGUUGAACACAUGCCUAUUUUUUCGUUUCACAUUCCACUUUUUUGUGACGAAGAACCAUUAGUCUAGACCGCUAUUGUCUAGAAUACAUACGGUAAAAGUUGUCGAGGAUGAGUCGACGUGCGCCAAAACAACGGCCCUCCGGUCAAUUAGGCCGAAAGGAGCAGUGAUUCGUGCCUUUCUUUUUGUCCAAAUCUUUGCGUUCCACACAAAUCCUCUUUUUUUAGGCCUUCCUUCAGAAUUGGUUUAAAAGCUGAAAACCUUCCGGACACUUUAGAGCUUUAUAGCUGAGCGGAUUGCAAGGAAAGAUGUUCGAUCUUUCAACUUUCCAACACAGUCGACAAAAUUGAGGCUUAGGGGCCAACAUAAACACGUACUUUCGGUCCCAGCCAGUUUAGAUCAAACUAAAGAUGAACUCGCAAACAACAAACUUCAAACAUCUUCCCUCAUUUCCCCUCUUCUCACCCGGCGUUUUUUUUCCAUUUUCCAAUUAACCCCAGAACCCCCCACAUCAUUCCACAAUAUAUACAUAAAUAUAGUAGUUAUAUUAUAAUUUUUCACCACCUCCUCUCGCGAGAAAAGACGAAGAACAAAUAAACAGAAUGUGAAGCGAGUUUUCGACGGAAAAAAACGGGGGGGGUCCGCUCAAAAAAAUAAAAAGUUGUGGUUUUUGGCUCGUUAGAGGGAAAGGACGGCACGAAUAUUCGAGAAGACACUCGAUACCGUGCUUCUUGACGUUCUUUUUGUCAGAAACUGAAAACAAUGUCGCUUGUUUCGAAGACUUAUUGGCUGGAAAUUUUUGAAUGUCUGGUGUUGUACUUUAGCCCUUUUUUGAGAAACUCUAUGUAUCUCAGCUGCCUGUAGAGAUAUCAAAAAGUGGUCAACUGAGAAAAUGUACAGAAUGUUUUAAUGAACAAUUUGUUAGUUGACAAGUUUUUGAUAUCUCUACAGACAACUAAGAUAUAUCAUCUUGAAUAAACAAUAGAGGCUCACUAAAAGUACUAAAUUUGCAGUGCCCUCAACGAGACGACAAUGUCGUCGAUUGUGCAGCAAGAGGAGAUUUGUCGGUUUCGUGGCACCACCGAGAAUUACACAAUAGCCGUCACCUUCUUCAUCAUUUUCCUGCUCUCGGUCGUCGGUAACUCGCUUGUGCUCAUUGUUAUUAUCAAGGUGAGUUCUGAGUCAUCGACAAUAUCUGAAAGGAGCAGGAGCAGUGGCUGUGUGGCCGAGGACUUUCUAGGCCACUGAAAGAGUUUCAGCAACGUGCGAUGCGCUCAAUCACGAACAUCUACCUGAUGAACCUGGCGGCGAGCGACAUGAUGUUGUCGGUGGUUUGCAUGCCGCCGACGCUCGUCUCGAUGGUCAUGAACUGCUGGAUGUUUGGCAAUUAUAUGUGCAAAAUUUUGGCCUAUUUGCAGCGUGAGUUUUUGUUUGCGUUUUGCUAGUUGUUUCCUCAACGCAUUUAUCGAUUUUACAGCAGUGGUAGUGACCGCCUCGGCGUACACUCUCGCCGUCAUUGCGUUCGAACGAUACUUUGCCAUUUGUAAGCCACUUCACUCGAGGAUCUGGCAAACCAGGUGGGCAAACGCGCUCUAUUUUAUUUUCAUCGAAUUCUAUUCUCACGGUCUUCCACGGCGCGAAUGAUUUCAAUGGGGCGCACUUGCAACAGGCGUGCUGUGUCGAUUUACGCGGCGGCCGAUUAAUUAAUUUUCAACGGGAGUUCGCGUUCUUUUCAUGUUUUCUGUACAAUACACCUCUUUUUUUGUACGCCUGGAACCUGGAUUCGAUUAAUUAGAGCACUAGCUACGUUUUGGUAACAGAAAUCUCACUGAUCGUUGAGAAUUAUCCGAGUUAUUUCGAUUUGAAGGUUUUGGCCUGGAUUUUGAUGUUUUUCGAAUAGUUUUCGAAAACUGCUCAAGAAAACUAGCCGCCGGAACCUGAAUUUUGUGAAGAAAGAUUCAGCGAACAUUUUUAUCGUUCGUUGGGCUCAUGAAAUGCAAAAUGAGCUGAAAUAUAAAGGUUUGAAGUUGACGCUAAAAACAUGAAAAACUCUAAAUUCUGUAAAGAACGCUUUCCAAUCAGUAAAAUAUUGUUUUCUAGACGUUUUUCAAGUCAAAAAGAUGGAAAUAAAGGUCGUAAACUCGAAUUGAACUGCAUUUUCAGACCUGCAAAUUUUCAAAAGUUACAACGACACUCCGCAAUUUACGAGCACCCUGGGAGACCGUGAUUCUGUUCUUCUCGAAAAAUCCACGAGUACAACACACGAAUUAUCGAUCGAUUCGUUGCAGAUCGCACGCGUACGCAAUGAUCACUUUGGUGUGGGUGAUCGCGAUCGCCGCCAACAUUCUGAUGCUCUUCAUGUACGAGCAACAGACGUACAGCUCGAAUGGAUACACGUGUGCGCCCAUUCAUCCGCCCAUUUAUCAUUUUGCUUAUCAGGUUAGUUGGGUGGUGAGAGCAAGUGCGCUGAACGAGGACGUGGCAUUGCGAGGACCUGAAAAUUGUGGGAGAAAUCAUGUACUUUUUGGGUUUUUCAACCGAAAUCUCUUAAAGCCAGUCGAGUUUUAUCACAUUUUUCCGUGAAAAGUGACAUCCUUCCUGUGAAAUUCUUCAAAAUCGCCCGAAAAUGAGAGUACAAUGUUCUCCUAAACCCCUAAAAUCAAUUGUCUUCAGGUGUACAUGACAGUGGUCCUGCUGGUGAUCCCGCUGGUCGUGAUGACGGGUCUCUACGGCAACGUGAUCCACUCGCUCAAGUCGGGCAUCAAACUGGAGAUCGCCGCGGUCGACCCGGUCGCCGCCGCCGCCACGACAACAGGUCUCAAAGCGUGCUGCUCGUCGUCGUCCGCCCAUCUCCUUAACAGUGUGCUCGUCGGUAGCAGCUCCCUAGCUCGUGCCACGUCGUGCAUCGCCCUCAACUCACUCCGUCCGUCCACUCCGCCCCCCUCGUUGCCCUCUAGAACCCCGCAAUUGUUGCAAUUGCCGCACAACCUCGACGAUUUCCGACUUCAGACGCUGCAGAGUCUUCGUCGUCGUUCUAGUGGCGUGCUUUUACCCCCUCCAGGUGUUGUUGUGCUUUUUCCUUUUUUUGACACAUUUUCGGGUUCUCGUAGUAAUCCUAUUUUGCGUUUACCCGUCAACCUCCCGUUUUUCGAUUGCUCUAACCUCAGUUUUGACCGUUUUGUUCCAACAAACCUUCGAAAUUGCUUGCUUCUCCACACUUAUCUUCAUCAUUUCCAGCGAUUGUCGCCUCGAUGACCGAAGAGCAAAAGAUAUCGUUUUGGCAGAAACUCUCCAACAAACUCACGUUCAGCCAACAGGACAAAAGGUACCUGACGAUAACUGUCGGUGUGUACAACCAUUUACGGUUCAGUAUGGAGCCGAAUUUCACGCACCGACGGUCCGACGCCUCGAUUUGUAUAGAGAAUCCGAGUUUGAGGUCGACGCACACGCAGAAGAGUGCGAUGGCAAAGCAGAGAGUUAUUAAGUGAGUUUUAGAUGGUUUUCUAAUCAAUUUUCGAAAAUUGUACCCUUCGGAGUGUCUAAAUGGUGUUCAGGAAGUGGUCUAUGUGCUAGAGAAUAAUUCCAAGCAACGUUAGCCUUCUUUUUCGAAAAAAUGAAUUAUUCAACUGAUAUCUUAAUAUCAAGCAUGUGUUUAAAGUAUCCGUUAGACUCACAGCCAGUACAUUUAAAUUUAUACAGUCUACCGCCCGUGGAACUGUUUUUAUUCGAACAUUCAUUUGACAAUAAAACGUUUCCAGAAUGCUCAUUGUAGUCGUCAUCAUCUUCUUCUGCUGUUGGACGCCCUCUUACAUCUGGUGGCUUCUUCUGAUUGCCGGCGACUCUUUUCAGGUAAUACCUUUGGAGAGAAUAUGAUUUUCGUCAGUACAUUUUCAAAUUUAAAUAACGAUACUUCAAGACCAUAUAUCUUAUCAGCCUGUAGAGUUUUAAAAACGUUGUCAACUGAUAAAAUGUUCAUCAAAACCUUAUGUACAUUUUCUCAGUUGACCACUUUCUGAUAUCUCUGCAAGCAGUUGAGAUACAAUGCCAGAAAACAAAAACGUCUUCCAGAGUCUCAAUAUGUCCGUCUGGAACAGCGACAUCAACACGUUCAUCACCUUGCUCACCUACAUCUCCUCCUGCACCAAUCCCAUCACAUAUUGCUUUCUCAACAAAAAGUUCCGAAACGCGAUCUACGCGACGUUUGGCCGAAAAAAGAACAUGCGGCAUCACUUUCAAAAGGUAAUUGAGCGCUGAAGUGACACAGAAGUGAACGCCUAAUAUUAAUUUGCCGCUCUCUGAUCACUAACAGUUUCGUGGCUUGUCUCGACUAAGUUUGCGUGGUUUCUUUCAUUCUAGGUCUACAUUCCAGUCAACAACGGUCAACAUUACACCACUAACAAGAGUGAGACGCGUCCGAUUAUUAACAGGUACUUGAUCGAUUUUCACUACACUAAUCUAGGCAAGCUUAACGAGCUUUUUGAGCUUCUGUUUCUUAACUUUUUUGUUCUUAUUUUUCAUUCAAGUUCACAAUCAAGCAGCGAUUGGUCGAAGGUAACGCACUACGAUGUAAAUGUAACAUAUAUGAUAUUAUAUCUGUACUAUUCUCUCACCCCACUUCUAACUCUUCGAAUCAACUCACCCUAUAUGACUGUCUCUAUUGAUGAAAGUGAACGUUCAAUUUCGGAAAUGUCAGCAUGAGAAACGCUAUCUGAUUUUUCACACACACACUCUGUCGCCGUUCGUCGAAGAGACAAAGGGAUGAAACGCAUUUUUGCAGGUCGGUCUCGUCGACCUUCACUCCACAACAUCAAGUCGUUUUUAACGAGGUCGUCGUCGAUCGGACCAAAAAAAAUAGUGCGCAUAUGAUCUCGAGGACUGUGAGUUUUUACUGCCGCUAACUAAAACCGAUGUAUCGCAGCUGUAUGUAGAGAUAUCAAAAAGUGUUCAACUGAAAAAAUGUGCAAAAUGUUUCAAUUAGCAAUUUACUAGUUGACCACUUUUUGAUAUCUUUACAGACAGCUGAAAUAUAUCGCUUUGAAUUUGACUACAUUGUUAUCUUCAAAUCUGUAAGCGUUCAGGUGCACGCCUCACUAAUCCAUCACAACAAAGUGCGCAAAGACGAAUCCGAUGCGAUAUUUUGA